Messenger RNA from Agrilus planipennis (emerald ash borer), 1570 nucleotides. RefSeq names its product trafficking protein particle complex subunit 13. The record is from RefSeq and is a predicted model, not a curated record. The transcript has 6 exons. Gene Ontology annotation, cellular component: TRAPPIII protein complex. Bases 300 to 1565 code for a protein of 421 amino acids. NCBI's taxonomy places the organism in Eukaryota, Metazoa, Arthropoda, Insecta, Coleoptera, Buprestidae.
AUAGAUACACAAAGGGUUAUAGACCUUUAAAAUAUAUAAUUAGAAGGAUAUUUGUUAAAACAUAUUUGUUUUUUUCAUCUGCGUUUCUAAUAAAUAGACCUAUUCCAACUAAAAGCAAUACUACAGGAGUUAACUGUUAACCGGCAACUGCCAAAAUGAACUGUUUGUUUAUUUUCAAUAAAAAUUACUUAAAACACCUUCCACCCGAUUAUUUCAUGUAAGUUUUCGAUGAUUAGUUCAUUUUAAGCCGUGAUACGGAAGUAUUGCCGAAAUUUUUUACGUUGCUAUAUUAAUCAAUUAUGGAACCAGAAGAGCACUUACUUGGACUAAAAGUUAUGAGACUUACAAAACCUACUUUAGCCAGCCCUUUGCCCAUCACUUGUGAUACCAAAGAUUUACCUGGCAACCUUCUCAAUAAAGCUUUAAAAGACGAUCCCACAGCAGUUUCGGGAUUAGAAACCAUAUGUAUAGGGCAGUUUCUUUUACUCCCACAAAGUCCAGUUAACAUUUAUCUCGGGGAAACGUUUUCAAGUUACAUAUGUGUUUAUAAUGAUACUAAAGAUUCAGUUAAUAAUGUUGCUGUUAAGGUGGACCUUCAAACAAGUUCUCAACGAUUACCACUAGCAAUAAAUCCACCAAUUCCUAUAUUAACACCUGAUGAGAAAGUAAACAUUGUAAUUCAUCAUGAAGUUAAAGAAAUUGGAACUCACAUACUUGUUUGUGAAGUGUCAUAUGAAGGUAGUAAUAGAACACCCACAUCAUUUAGAAAAUUUUUUAAAAUACAAGUUUUGAAACCUCUUGAUGUCAAAACAAAAUUCUAUAAUGCAGAAUCUGAUGAUGUGUAUUUAGAAGCACAAGUCCAAAAUAUUACAUCAGGGCCUAUAUUUUUGGAAAGAGUAGAACUAGACGCCACCCAUUUAUUUAAUGUUGCUUCUGUAAAUGUUAAAAAACAAGGUGGGAGUAUUUUUGGAAAAUUAACAAUGCUGCAACCCCAGGCAACAUGUCAGUAUCUCUACUGUCUUAGCCCUGAUGCAAAAUUAUCUGCCGAUACUAAACUUUUAAGUGGUGCUACAAAUGUGGGUAAAUUUGAUAUUGUUUGGAGAUCCAAUCUAGGAGAACGUGGACGAUUACAAACAAGUCAACUGCAAAGAAUAAGUCCAGAAUAUGACGACAUCAGAUUAUUUGUUCAGGAGUAUCCAAACUUUGUACUAUUGGAAGAAGCGUUCCAUUUUAAAUGUAGACUUACAAAUAACAGUGAGUAUACGAUGGAGUUGACAUUGUCUGUGGAAGAAUGUGAUGGAAUAACAUGGUGCGAAAUAUCUGGGCAAAAACUCCAACCACUAAGUCCUAAAGGGACCGUGGAUUUAGAAUUAAAACUUGUACCACUUGUUCCUGGUUUAAGGUCAAUAUCAGGAAUAAGAUUAGUUGACACUUUUAAUAAAAAAACAUAUUCAUUUGACGAUUUUAUUCAAGUUUUUGUUAUGGUUAAUGAUAAAAAGCAAAAUGAACAGUUAGCAAAUGUCAUAAAUAUAACCAAAGAUAAGUCUACAAUAAAAGUUAUUUAAAUCGU